This is a messenger RNA of Thlaspi arvense, 795 nucleotides long. The record is from the annotation of a GenBank genome assembly. NCBI's taxonomy places the organism in Eukaryota, Viridiplantae, Streptophyta, Magnoliopsida, Brassicales, Brassicaceae.
AAGACCCUUCAUGAAAGAGGAGCUGUUCGACCUUUAACCGGCAAAGAAGAUUCUCUCAAUCCUUUGCACUUGAUCCUCUCGCGACAUCACUUCAAUGGCGGCAUUCGCAAGGAUCGGCGGCCGGCAUCUGAAAUCCACCGGCCUGAUAAACUCACCCGCCUCAUAUUUCUUCGAUCAACGCCGUGGCGUUGCCUCCAAACUCUUUGUUGGCGGAUUAUCGUUUUACACUACCGAGCAAGGAUUGUCCGAGGCAUUUUCACAAUGUGGCCAACUCAAAUAGUCAUGGAUAGAGUCUCUGACAGAUCCAAAGGUUUCGGUUUUGUGACAUUUGCUUCCGAUGAUGAAGCUCGCAAGGCUUUGAUGGAGUUUAACGGACAGCAAUUAAACGGCCGUGUGAUAUUCGUGAACUACGCAAAGCGAAGCCAAAUUUUGGUGGUGGUGGUGGCUUACCAGUAGCUAGAGGACCACCUGAGCGAGUGGUAGUAGCUGACACGACAUCGGAAACAUUGAAAAGUGACGAAACGAAAUGAAAAUAGCCAGAAAGCAGAGAAAGCUCCGGUAGAUUUGUUCUUAGUUUAUGUGUAGGAGCAAGACUCAGUAUUAGCUUUCUACUUGCUCUUUGCUUCUUUAUGAUAACUGGGAAUGAUCUUUCAUUAGAUGGAAUUGUAGCAGAUGUAAUUAUCAUAUCAAAAAGGAGAAGUAUUACAGAACAGUGUGGUUGUCAAAUUCAUCAAAACAAAGAUAACCGAUUUUAAAACCGAACUAUUACAAUAACCGAUGCGAAAGCUAACCGAA